AUGAAGGAUUGCUUACCAAGUGUUGCUCCUAUUGCGAAGGGAGAUAAGUUGAGUUUGGAUCAAUGUCCAAAGAAUGAUUUUGAAAGAGAAUCCAUGAAGGAUAUUCCAUAUGCUUCAGUUGUUGGUAGUCUUGGUUAUGUCCAAGUCUGUACCAGACCGGACAUUGCCUUUGCUGUGGGAAUGCUAGGUCGAUAUCAAAGUAAUCCAGGUUUAGACCACUGGAGAGCUGCAAAGAAGGUUAUGCGGUAUCUUAAGGGUACCAAAGAUCAUAUGCUCGUGUUUAAGCAGACGGAUCUAUUGGACGUCAUUGGGUAUUCUGAUUCAGAUUUUGCCGGUUGUGUUGAUUCACGAAAAUCAACAUCGGGGUACAUCUUUAUUAUGGCCAGUGGGGCUAUAUCAUGGAGAAGUGUUAAACAAACUUUAAUUGCCACUUCUACCAUGGAAGCCGAGUUUGUUUCAUGCUUUGAGGCAACUUCACAAGGUGUAUGGCUAAAGAAUUUCAUCUCUGGGCUUAGAAUCAUGGAUUCUAUAUCUAAGCCGUUAAAAGUUUACUGUGAUAACUCAGCUGCUGUCUUCCUAGCUAAAAAUAAUAAAAGUGGAAGUCGAAGUAAACACAUCGACAUUAAGUUUUUAGCUAUCAGGGAGCGCAUUAAAGAGAAAGUUGUGGUCAUUCAGCAUAUUAGUACUGAGUUGAUGCUAGCAGAUCCUUUGACUAAAGGCAUGCCUCCAUUUAAAUUCAAGGAUCUUGUUGGAAAAAUGGGACUUUCGUCCACUUUGUAA
Messenger RNA from Ipomoea triloba (trilobed morning glory), 780 nucleotides. Its product is annotated as secreted RxLR effector protein 161-like. The record is from RefSeq and is a predicted model, not a curated record. Bases 1 to 780 code for a protein of 259 amino acids. Lineage: Eukaryota; Viridiplantae; Streptophyta; Magnoliopsida; Solanales; Convolvulaceae. The transcript has a single exon.